Messenger RNA from Megalops cyprinoides (Indo-Pacific tarpon), 1702 nucleotides. It is a transcript of the gene slc45a2, whose product is annotated as solute carrier family 45 member 2. NCBI's taxonomy places the organism in Eukaryota, Metazoa, Chordata, Actinopteri, Elopiformes, Megalopidae. Bases 1 to 1677 code for a protein of 558 amino acids. Gene Ontology annotation, cellular component: membrane. Gene Ontology annotation, molecular function: sucrose:proton symporter activity. The transcript is spliced from 7 exons. The record is from RefSeq and is a predicted model, not a curated record. Gene Ontology annotation, biological process: transmembrane transport.
AUGACUCUCCUAACAGAGGAAGAGCUCGGCAGAGUACCGAAGCCCGGAGCUGACAUUACAGCCAUGGCUCACUAUUCGGAUGACUAUGGAUCUAAGGAAAACUACAUGGAAAGCAUGGAAUCGGCUGUGUUUGGGGUUGUGGAGCCCCCCAGAAGAUCACGGGGGAGACUUAUAAUGCACGGCAUGAUUAUGUUUGGAAGGGAAUUUUGCUAUGCGGUGGAAGCUGCAUUUGUUACCCCUGUGCUUCUAAGUGUGGGACUCCCCAAGAGCCUUUACAGCCUUGUUUGGCUGAUCAGCCCCAUUCUGGGGUUCAUCCUUCAGCCAGUCAUCGGGUCUGCCAGUGAUUACUGUAGAUCACCAUGGGGCCGGAGGCGACCCUACAUCUUGUCGCUUGGAAUAAUGAUGUUGGUGGGCCUCACUUUGUUCCUCAACGGAGAUGCUGUGAUCGCAGCCAUGGUGACCGACAGGAACUUGCAGAGGACAUUGGACAUCGUGGUGGUGAUGUGUGGGGUGGUAUUGUUUGACUUUGCGGCAGACUUCAUUGACGGGCCCAUCAAGGCCUACCUCUUCGAUGUCUGCUCACAUCAGGAUAAGGAGAGAGGCCUUCACUAUCAUGCCCUCCUUACGGGUUUGGGGGGUGCCUGUGGGUACCUAAUCGGAGCGAUGGACUGGGGUCACUCUGCAUUGGGUGUGCUGCUGGGGUCAGAGUACCAUGUCAUCUUCUUCUUCUCUGCCCUGACCCUGGCAACCUUCCUCACAGUCCACCUCUUCAGCAUUCCGGAAAAACCACUGGAGAAGGAUGUGCCUGCAGACUCCAGCUCUUCUGACACCCUUCUUCUCCUUGGGACACAUGGAAGCGAUUAUGGGGCACUGCCCAAAGUGCCUGGCCCUGAACCAGAGCUUAGGACACGGUCCUUCUCGGCUCUGGGAGAAGCCAACUCUGUCACCUCCAGUGCCAAGCAGCCCAACAAAGAGGUGCAGAAGCGGAUGACCCUGAAGUCCUUGUUCCUGGCAAUGAUCAACAUGCCGAGUCACUAUCGUUGCCUUUGUGUCAGUCACCUGCUGGGGUGGACUGCCUUUCUCUGUAACAUGCUUUUCUUCACUGACUUCAUGGGACAGAUUGUAUAUAAGGGGAACCCAUAUACUGACCACAACUCCACAGCCUACAACACAUAUGAGAGGGGUGUAGAAGUGGGCUGCUGGGGCUUAUGCAUCAAUGCCGUGUCAUCUGCGCUAUAUUCAUAUGUUCAGCGUCUCCUGCUGCCAUACAUUGGCCUGAAGGGGCUCUACUUUGUGGGGUACUUCAUAUUUGGGCUGGGUACCAGCCUGAUCUGCCUAUUCCCCAACAUCAUCGUUACACUGACUCUGUGCAGCGUCUUUGGCGUGAUGUCCAGCACCCUCUACACCAUCCCCUUCAACCUCAUCUCAGAGUACCACAAGGAAGAGGAGGUGCAAAGGAAGAUGGGUGGCGAGGGGCAGGCAGAGCAUGAACGUGGCACAGGUGCUGACUGUGCAGCCCUGACCUGCAUGGUGCAACUGGCUCAGAUCAUCGUGGGAGCGGGGCUUGGUGCACUGGUCAAUGCUGCAGGCAGUGUGACGGUGGUGGUGCUCUCAGCCUCCACGGUCUCCCUCGUUGGCUGCCUGUUCAUCGCCCUCUUCAUCAGAUAUGUGGAAUAACCUCUAAUUCUGUCUAAUAAACAUA